CGUCAAAAUGGGAGAAAGGGUUGAAGAAGAUUCAAAAGAAUUGCCCGAACUUAAUGGCAUCAUUCUAUUUAGUACAGAUAAUCCCGAAGAAAAUCUGUUAAUGACCGACGCAGCUCAGGAAGUUCUAAAAGAUGGGUUUUUGCCUAUAGUCACUAAACAAGCCAUUGACAGAAUUACUGACAAACCAGGAUUUGUUGGGCUAAAGGCGUUUGAUAUAAAAACAGAGAUUUGGAGUUGUGUAAAGGAGGGGUUAAUAAGUACAUCAAAAUUGUAUCAACCAAACAGAAUAUGUGCUCUUCUUGCGUUAUUGCAAAAAGAUACAACACAAGUUAAAGAGAAAAAUGAAGAAUUAAGAAGAAAAAUGAUGUGCAAAUGUUGCAUUAUUAAUAUGAUUAACUGCUUGAUCACUGUCUGUUUGUGACACGUGUUUUCAGAGAAAAGGAAAUUGUCCAGUAUGUACUAGAGGAAAUGAACACGAUUUUAUUCGACUUCGUACUUCCUGACUGUAUAACAUACAAUAUAUCAUCGAAUCAUCUUAGCCAAAAAAGUAACAGUUCAUAUUUUCUUAAAUUCUAUGUUAAUAUUUCUAUUGGAGAGAAUUCUCAUAAAACAAAAUGACUGUUCAAACUGGCGUUUAAAACGUACAUUUCAAUGGCGUUCAAAAGGUACAAUUAUACUUGUGAUAUGUUGAAGAAAUGUCCAGUAUUUUUAUGUACAAAGUGCACUAAAAUGAAAAUAAUCUCAUGUGUCUCCGCACAGGAAAUCGAAAUGUAUAAAUCAGGUAGAUUCUUUAACUGAUAUAGUGCCAUUUAAAACAAUUACAAUUGUGCUUGACAAUACUACAGGAGGUAUUGUCGUUAAUGCUUUUGAUAGAAGGGAUGCGUUUUGAAGGAAAAUAAGUCUCAUCCUCUAUGGACAUUAAUGGCAUACUUUUAUAAUAGUUAUUUGGAGGCUUAAGUCUAAUUCAAGAAGAAAUUAGAUAUAAGCUUAACUAACUGUACAGACCAAUACUGUAAUGAUUUACAGUGGGAUUUUCUUAUUAUUAACGUGAUCUACUUCAUAACCAACUGAAGCAACAGUGAUAUUCAGAUUGACUUUGUAACUAAAGCAGUGUCUGUAAAAUAUUUUUGUUAUUUUGGGGACACUUUAAUAGCCACUUGGCUUUGAAAGAUGAUUUUCU
Molecule: messenger RNA, 1180 nt
Organism: Saccostrea echinata
Lineage: Eukaryota; Metazoa; Mollusca; Bivalvia; Ostreida; Ostreidae
Product: baculoviral IAP repeat-containing protein 7-like
Exons: 4
Coding region: 8-421 (137 amino acids)
Source: RefSeq, a predicted model, not a curated record